Messenger RNA from Drosophila elegans, 9962 nucleotides. Its product is annotated as patj homolog. The transcript is spliced from 3 exons. The coding region runs from base 5189 to 7825 and encodes 878 amino acids. Gene Ontology annotation, molecular function: protein binding. The record is from RefSeq and is a predicted model, not a curated record. NCBI's taxonomy places the organism in Eukaryota, Metazoa, Arthropoda, Insecta, Diptera, Drosophilidae.
AGAAGCUUCGUGGCGUGCGGGCGUGUUGCUAAGCCGGAAAAUGCGCGCGUAAACCGUGUUUGAUGUGUGAGAAAAUUGUGGCCCGCAACGGGAAAAUUGGCUGAGCAAACAAGCGAGUGUGUAGCGUGCCUGCGCCUUGUGCCUGUGCUUGCGGAGUGCGUGAAUGAAGAGCCACGGAAUCGUAGCGGAAAUCGUUUGCUGGCCCAUCGACUGGCUAGCCAGUGCGGGUAAUUAACCUGGCAAAUACGCCAUCCUAGCCAGCUUCGGAAAAGCAAGUUAUAAUGGGCUAACACACUUUUUAAAAACCUCUAGUGAAACAAGCGGCGUUUACCGUUUUAAAAACGAUCCCGAAAAUGUGUGAACUAUGCGGCGUACACGCAAUAUUUGCUUGUGAAACCAUCAUUAUUUAGAAGUAAAAUACGCGGCGUAUACGCAAUCUUUUGCAGCCUUAACUUAACACGCGGCGUAAACGCAAUCUAGGCAAAGGUAGAACCCUUUCGCCAUUUCGAGUUGUUUAAUCAAUAGCAAAUAGUUCAGGGGAAAUUUCACUUUUUUGUCCUUUGCAUGCGUUUAUGUCCUUUUAGAACAGUCGCUUAAGUAAUUGCAAAUUGCGUGCCGCAAGUUUACAAGUUAUUUCCUUUCUCUCGCUCUCGCUCUCUCUCUCACUCACCUCCCCACCCUUUUUGGCUGCAGCAAUUUGGCUAAGAGCGUGCGAGGGUUGAGGGAGUUGCGGGGGCGGUUAGGUGGGUCAAAUGGCGCAGCCACACGACACCAGCAAACAGCCGCAGCCACAGCCACAGCCACCAACUUACAAGCUUCAACCUGAAUCCUGCAGCUUCGAACCACCAGCCAUCAGCCGCAGUCAAUGCGGCUAGACCAACAGCUCCAGCGGCAUCAAAAAGUCUUGGCUUAGAUUGGGUUGGCUUGGCCGUGGCUUUAAGAGAAACACAUCCGUUAAGACGGCGAAUACCCAGUAAUAACUGAGACUUUAAAAGUUUUCCUUACGAACUCCAAACAAAAAUUUAGUGUGGAUAAUUUAAAAAACUUUUAAAUGUACUUUUAAAAGAUUUAAUCCCCUGCAACACCAAAUUUUCUAAUGUAAUUUGCUACCGACGGAUUUUUCAUUAAAUGUUCAAAGCAAAGCCCCGGAUUUUUGGAUGCACUUAACAACAAUAAUAAUUCAAUAAUAUGCCACCAAAAUUUUAGUGUAUUUAAUUCUAUUUCUAUUUGUUUCCAUUUCUAAACAAGUGUGUUUUGCUUACCUAUGAUUUUAAAUAUUUCCUAAACAAAUUUAUAUGAAUUAAUUUAUUAUCUAUUUAGUUGAUUUUUCCUCGUUAUUCCAAAGAGAACAGCACGUUUUCGGUAAUCAUUGCUUUUGCUCGUGAAAUCAUUUUUACGGUCUGGUCUCCAGUGUUCAAUUAGAAGGAGUUAUCUCUAGAUUUUAUUUUAUUUUAAGAUGAAGAAUGACUGCAAGUAAUUGAUUUUUUUUAUUUUAUAUUUGUUAGUCUAUUAUAUCCAAUUCUUUAAAUAACUAGGCCAAAAGUGAUUUAAAUUUAAAUUUAGUUAUUGAACAAUUUUUUGAAGUUUUUGACCAUUUAGUGUUAUCUUACUUUCAAGGGUAUGGUUAACUUCGUUUUAGACUUGGGCUUAACCUUUCUCGUCGCUGCUCUAUUUUUUGUUGCUUAUCGAUUUUCGACGGUUGACUGACGUCGGGACUUUGGGCCAAAACUCGAGCUGUGAGCCGGCUAAUAAUGCUCAGUAGGUCAGCGCCGCGGCAGUUUGAAGUGCGUUAGAAGCAACAGUGGUCAAAGGCGUACUGAAACGAAACCGAAAACUGGCACAGCCCAGAAAGAGACAGGAACAGCUGGGUCGAGAGAGACGGGUCGAGUUAUCGCGAGUGAGAGGGGAACACGAACCGCUGGUUCUACUUGAGGCGUUUAAAAAUAGCAGCUAGCUCACACACAAACGCAGUGGCAACUUCAAACGCGCUUGGCCUACUUUUCUGUCGUAAUGGGCUUGGGACGUCAACUGCUGCUGGUCCUGCUCCUGCUCCAGCUCCUGCUCCUCGUUCUUUCGCUCCUCCGUGCCACACACCACUUUUCAACGCAACCGUCUACCGCAACCACGUUAAAUGAAGCACUCUAACAAGCACCAAGAAAAACAAUAUUAAUUAUCAAGUUAUUUGCUGCCAUCUGGGUUCUUUGAUAGCUGAAUUUAUAUAAAGAGCUUAAAAUUUGUUUAGUGCCCAAGUACAAGUCCUUUCAUACUAAUAAUACUAAUACUAUUAAUAAAAACGGUAUUUUUUUAAAUCUGUUAAAUCAAGAAGUUAAACUAAUCAUCAAUGGAGCAGUCGUUUCUUAAGAUAAUUAAAAUGGUACUUUUAAAUAAAUGUGAGCUGAGUUAGCUUUGCUCCAAAUUAACCUUUUAUUCGGAUAUAUCCGAAUAUAGGAAGUAUGUUUUCUUCGUGUAUAAACAGGGACACUACCUCCACACGUAAAUGGCCAAUGGCAAAGCAAAGAGUGAACAGUUGCGGUAAGCAGCGGGCGAGUUGAACAGGACAGAAGGCAUAGGAGCCAGCACAAGCGGCGUUAACCAUACGCACCGUGUGCCAAUCCGUGUCCAGCGAAUGCAAAGUCAAUCAGCGUUUAAUUGACAGCUGCAGUCACUGCCAGAUACGUCCAACAAAGGGCCGAAAACCCAGCAAGCAUUCAGAAACAACAAUUAAAACGGAACACACUGAACAGGAUUCUGCUGCUGUUUUUGUGUUCAAAAGUGGAGAAGUAGCCCAAACAGAAUCGGCUUGAAACGAAUUUUUUUUGAUUAAUGAUUUGAUGUCAAAGUAAAAGUAUCAAUUGUCUGCGAACACUAUAAGUUGUUGAAGAUAUGUCAAUUCAGAGAGCUUAAGCAAAUAAGAAAAAUGUGAGGUUGUUCUAAUCGAAACUUUAGAACUAUUCUUGUUUUUUAUAUAUUUAUUAUUUUUUAUAUAAAAUCAUUAUCAAUAUUUGUACUGUUUUCCUGUGAACAACACAUCUAUUCCAUUUAAUUAAAUAAUACCUUUAAUUCAAGCUUUAUUUGUUCUUCUUAAUACCAAAAUAUGGAAUAUAGAAUGGGUUUCCAAUCGUCCCCUAAUCUAAUGUUUUUUUAGAUUAAAAUAAAAAAAUCCUUUUCAUUGUUUUCAGCCAAAGGAUAAAGAGUUUUGUCAAUAUCUUAAAUUUGAACAAAUCGAGGAAAACGUUUGAGUGAUAAACUUAAACUUUUACUUAUUUGCUUACUUUCCUUUUUAAUUCCAAAAGAAACUCUAAUUGGCUUCAUCAAACUUAUUUGAUGAGGGGUUAUAUAAAAUCAACAUUUUCUUUGCCGCUACCCAAUUAGCUUUAUUGGCUAUUUCUGACCAGAGAUUGUUUUUUUGAAAAAAAGAGGAAAAUUGGAAACCACAGAACAAGUUUAAGUAAGCUUAGGCAACAUCCUCUUACCAACAUCCUUCCCCCAUUUUAGCCAUAUGGCUGUCAGUGUUUGGUGGCCGUGGCUGCGGCUGCUCAAAACUUAUCGCUCGAUUGCAGAUUGUUUCUCGGCUGCCAAGUCGGCGCCGCAAAGUAUGCAGCACUAAGUAGUCGCAAGUUGGCUUUUCUUCUCUCGCCUCGUGUCAUGGCAUUUUCCAAUUAGAACUGCCUUUUGGCCUGGCCAAGUGAAAAAGAGUGGGAAGAAAGCAGGACUGGUGCCAAACAUGCGUGGCACGUGAGCGGCAAAGGUAAAAACUUCUCGUUUCCCAUGUGCGUGUGUGUGCAUGUAAAUUACAAAAUCGUGCAAAAAAGGUGCCAUUAAAAAGGCAAAAAGAGGCAAAAAAACGAACAGCCACCCAACAUAUGGGAAAUUUAAAAGAACAUCGAGUUGCGCAUACCCUAGCAGACCUUUUUAAAUAUUUAUGCGAGCAACAAAAAUGUGCCGACAGAAGGGGCAAGUAUUGAAUUUGUGAAAUAAAAUGAUAAACAUGGGUGAAUACUUUUAUUUUAUGUCUUCCAACUAAAUGCCAACCGAAAACAUUUUAUUUGUGUCACAGAAAUCUCUUGCACUUUGAGAAAAGCCAAAUAUAAUAAAUUUUUAUUUUCAAAUAGUGAGCUGUUGGUUAAAUUUAUUUCAUUGUUUUGUUUUGCAAAAAGUAUAUUAUUUUUAGAAUUAGUUUCAUUAGUUUCAGUAUAGGAGGAGUAAUGUUAAAUACAGUUUUUUUAAAGUCGAAUUAGGAUUCGUACUAAAGACUAAAGAAGUUUAUUAAAAACUAUAGUUUAUGACCAUUACAUUUGAAUUGAAAAAUUCCACAAAACUACUCAAAAGUCUUAAACCGGUAAGAACAUUUAAAAAAAACUUUUACAUUUACUUUUUCACUUUAGCAAGUUUAUAUAUUUAUUAUUUUCUGUUUGUAAACUCAAAUCUGCCUUACAACUUUUUAAGCUUAAGUCACAUUUAUAUGUUUUAUACCUCGAAUUAGGGUAUUUUGCAAGGAACGUCGAAUGUUAUGCCCGGCAGGGCGGCAAUUUAAAUUCUCGCUUCACGCCCGUGGCACGCCCCUGCCUUUUUACCAACCCCCAAUCCUCCCCUCUUUCUCCUGAUUUGUCGCCUGCCCUGCCCCGGUCGCAUUGCGUAUACGCCGCGUAUUUCACACACACGCAUACCUACACGCUCCCGCAUGCGUUGCGUAUACGCCGCGUUAUCCGCCCCCGUCUCAUGCGACAUACGUGCGUGUGCUGCAUAAUUACAGGUGCGCUGUGCUGUUGCGGUCGUGGAUGAUGCGGCUGGCGCUGGCGGUGCCAGGAGCACAGUUCCCGGGCCAUAAUUGUCGGUUGAAUGACUCUCGAUGCGAUAGCAAUAACAGCAAAAUCGGCCGCGGUGGCUACAGUUCGCAUAAUUUUCAUCACGGCCCCAUUUGACGGAGGAGAACAGCAGCAGCAGCAGCAGCAGCAGCAGCAGCAGCAGCAGCAGCAGCAGCAGCAACAGCAACAGCAGCAGCGAAAAAUUGCCAACAGCACCACCGCUAAAUUUCGGACUUUGCGACAUGUUAGCAAGGGCAAAGCAAACCAACAACACGACAACAACAACAAAACACAACUAUCGUCAGCAACAUUUAAUAAACCAAAAAAACCAUCAGGAAAGGGGGGGAGUGCCGAAUCAUCAUCGGGACUAGCUGCGGGAAAAGAUGGUUCUCAGCACCGAAUGGUCGCAGGUCGAGGUUAUCGAUCUGAUCAACGAUGGGAACGGCUUGGGCUUCAUCCUCGUCGGCGGGCGCAGCACCGGGGUGGUGAUCAAGGCCCUCACGCCGGGGGGCGUGGCCGAGCGGGACGGGCGCCUGCAGCUGGGCGACCACCUGCUGCAGAUCGGCGAGGUCACGCUGCGGGGCUACAGCUCGGAGCAGGUGGCCACAGUUCUUCGUCAGACCGGAGCUCAGGUGCGUCUGAUAGUGGCGCGGCCGGUAGAGCCGACGGCCAUCGAUUACCAAACGCUGGCCUGUCAGGCGCCGAUUAUACCAACUAAGCUCCUCUCCGACCCGGAAGAACUGUCGCGUCAUCUCUUCCAGAAUCCGAGUUUUGCCACUGCCGCCGCCGCCGCAGCAGCCGCAUCAGCCGCUGCAGCUGCGGCUGCAGCAGCGGGCUCCAGCGGAGGCGCUGGCCUGGAUGUGGCCAGCCUGGUGGGUCUGGUGCGCGGCGGUCCCGUGGAGGGCUCCGAACUGUCCGCCGUGGAACCGGCUCAGUUGCAGAUCAGCGAGCUGGGCGACCUGGCCGACUUCCCACUGCCUCCGAUUCCGGGCGGCAAUCCGCUGAUCACGGAAUCCAAUGCUAGCCAGCGACCUUGUCCGCGCCUGGAUCUGGACAUAGUGCCCUUCUCGAUACUAUCGCCCCCGCCACGCCCCGCCCUGCAGCUGCUGCCCCUGGAGACCCAAUGGCGGUCCGUUCAGGAUCAGCACCAGCACAUUGAGACUGUGAUAGCCGACAGCAAGCGCAAGAAGCUGUUGGCCAAUGAAAAUGGCGGCUCCGCUUCCGAAUCCGGUUCCGGUUCCGGCUCGGGCUCCGGCUCCCCCGACGACUCGUACAUGGACUCACCGGAAACGGAAACCUACGUGGUGGAGCUUCACAAAAACGUCUACGGCCUGGGCAUAACCGUGGCCGGCUAUGUCUGCGAGGAGGAGGAUCUCUCGGGCAUUUUCGUGAAGAGCAUCAUCGAAGGCAGUGCCGCGGAGACAAGUGGCCAGAUCCAGAUUAACGAUCGCAUUGUGGCCGUGGACGGUCGGUCCCUGUCCGGGGUGACCAAUCACCAGGCGGUGGAGCUGCUGCGCAACACCGACAUCGUGGUUCAUCUGACUCUGGAGCGGUUCCUGCGAGGCCGGAAGUUCGAACAUUUGCAAGUGGCUCUAACGGAAAUCAAGGGCAGCUCCGCGCGCUCCGGCCUGGACAGAAAUCAGGACAAGGAUGCGGACCAGGAGUCGCAGCUAUCCAUGCCCGGGUCACCCUCGAUAGCCACGCUGAGUUGGCUGCCGCCCAAAUCGCUGGAUGCCGACUCGAUAGCCACCGAAGGCGACGAGGUCGUGGAUGCGGAGGAUGUGGUCGUUUCGGGGGCGGAGGAUGUGUGUCUCGAACUGCCGUCUCGGGACACCGUGGAGUCGAACAUGUCGCACGUGCUGGACCGCAGUGAUCACAGUGGCGGCGGAGUGAUAAGGCCCAAGAUCAGUCCCAUAGCUCCGCUGACCAAUGGCCGCAGCGUAAACCUGGCCGAUGACAGUGGCAAUGACACCGAUGAGCAGUGUCCAGAGCCGGAAGCGGAAAUGGAAAUGGAAACGGCAACGGCAAGGGCUAAAAAGGUAUCGAAGCCGGAGUCGGAGCGGGGUAUCAAAGAGCUUGAGGAUCUGGAUACCGAUCCCGGCCAGAUGCCAACGCCCACAAACGAGGCGCCUGUGAAAGUGGCCAGCCCGACCGCCGCCUCGCUGCGCGUGGCCUGGAAAAGUCUAGGGAUCAGCCUGGAAGGCACCGUGGACGUGGAGUGCGGCAUUGAGAAGCGUCCGCACCACUAUAUCCGCUCCAUACUGGCCGACGGGCCGGUGGGGCGCCAGGGCAUCCUGCGGCCGGGAGACGAGCUCCUCCAGGUGAACGAGCACAAGCUCCAGGGCUUGCGGCACACCGAUGUGGUCAAGAUCCUCAAGGAGCUGCCCGCCAGCGUUAAGUUGGUCUGCGCCCGCGGCACUCGCGUUCCGUCGGUGAUAAACACCUCGCAAAACCCUGAGGCCUUCGAAACGCGCAGCCUUUUGCCCGGUGGCCACCAGAGUCUCCAGAACCUGCUGAGCAAGGCCCAAUCGGAGAGCUCUCUCUACACGUCCAGCACGGCGACUCUAACGGAUGCAGGCGCAGCUGGCGGCGGAGCAGGAGGAUCGGGGGGGAAUGGAGCAGCUGGAGGAGCUCGCUCCAAGUCCCUGGAGAACGUUUCCGGCCUGGCGCUGUGGAGCUGCGAAGUGACCGCCGUGGAUAUCGAGAAAACGGAGCAGGGAUUCGGGUUCUCCAUCCUGGACUACCAGGACCCUCUGGACUCGGAAGGCAGUGUGAUCGUAAUUCGCGGCCUGAUACGCGGUGGUGCUGCGGAGGCAACCAACGAGAUCUACCCGGGCGAUCGCCUGAUGAGCGUCGGCGACCGCCUGCUCCAGGGGCUCGAGCUGGACGAGGCGGUGUCCAUUCUGAAGGCCGUGCCGCCGGGACUCACCCGCCUGGGCAUCUGCCGACCCCUCUCCGCCUCGGACAGCAACAGCAACAGCAACAUAGCCUCGCCGCUCGGCGAUUCGGCCAGCACAUAGUGGCAGCCCCUCCCCGACGACCAUCAGGAGUCGGAUACACCACUGGAAUCGGUAUCGGAAGCAGGAGCGAAAGCGGAAGCAGAGCAGGAACUGGAGCCGUUUGCAAUAUAUUUCAUGACCCUAAUAUCGGCCAUAUGAAAGCACCACGACCAGACCCCUAAAAGCAACCAAAAAGAGAAGUCAGCAGCAUAAACCAACGAAUCUGGACAUUGGAACAAAUUGUACAUAUUAUAUAACCAAAUCCGCACAUUGCCAGAAUCGAUUAACUAUACACGAGCUAGGUAAAAUUGAUAGCCCCUGCCUGAACACUGAAAAUGCAUAAAUAUAUAAAUUGAAAGGCACGCAACGAUUCUAAAAAUAUCACAAAUUGUUGUAUCAAUAAAUUAUUUAUAACAAUUUCUGCGGACAAAAAGUUGACAACAUCAAAUAAAGUUGAACAUCAACAUAGAAAAAACACACGAAAUUCCGAGUGGAAGCACCGAGGAGGGAAAUUUAUUUAUUCACAAAUAUUGCAAAACAUUUUUCCAGUUUAGUAUGCAUAUGUCGAGGCCAUGAUGGCAAUAAUGAUAGCACCCCGGUAGUUCUCACAUAUCCACCCAAAAAGCCAUACCCACACCCCGCCCACCCUAGAUGUCCGCUGUAAAUAUUCGAGAGAUUAUUUUUAUUGUCCUUUUCAACUUUACGUAGCAUAAAUUUACAAUUUCUAGCUUGUAAAUCAUUUAUACAUACUUUAAUGGGUAAGGCUAGGGCGAGGAAGGCUGGGCGAAUGGGCGUGGCAGUUUGCUUUUCUUAAGAGUAAACUUUAAGUAGAUAACACCCAUCCUCUCAUGAACUUGGGGACAUUUUUCAAAUUGUAUAGGAAAGAUAGUUGCAAUAUCGCAUAGAUUCCGUAUUUACAAUUACAUAUGCCUAAAUAUAGAUACUACAAAUUCUAUGCCUACGAAUAUAAUUACAUAUAUUUACAAUUGACGACCAAGCAAAAGUAAAACUUUAACUUUAGUAUCAAGUCAAACACAAAAAUUACACAAUUGAACAAAAACACUCAAACUGAACUUAAGUAGAUCGAAAAAUAAGACAUUGUUAGAAGUGAUGAGAAGAACUAGUGUGAGGACUCCACAAGAGACUGUGUUUCUUUUCAUCUCUGGCAGCAUAGCAUGUAUUAAAAAACAAAACAAAAGCUUGUUAGUGAUACUAAUUUUAAACGGAAAAACCACAAAGCGAAUGAUAAAUGAAAUAUGAAAAACAAACCACGUUUGAUAGUUCUUAGCGAAUCUUAAAAUGUUUACAUUGUUACGAACUUUCUGUUAAAAGAUUCUUUGUAAUUAAAUUGACUCGAUUUCACCUGUAUAUAGAGUACUUGAUCACAUCAAUAAAAUGAUUAAGCUAUUUCAAAUAACUGAACAAUCUAGUUUUAAGAUAACAACACAUACAGCGCGUUUCAGAACUACACAAGAGAAAAAUGAAAAUAUAUUUAAUUUUAAACUAAAGUUGAUUAAAUUAAAUUUAACGUAAUUGAGACGUAUUAUAACUUACAUGGUUUUAUUAAUUUGAUUAUUCAAAACUGUGUUUUAAAAUUUGCUGGAAUAUUUAUUACUAGCUUUGGUUUAAGUAUCCCACCCUCGAGAACGUUAUCUAGUUAAAUGUUAUGAAACGCACUGUCCAUACGUAUACCAAUUAACACAAAAAAAAUACAUUAAAAAACACGCACUUUCGCUUAUGGAAUCUACUAUAUUUUGCAGAAGAAAUAAGUAAAAGUUCCAUGCAAUUCGAACAAAAUAUGCAAAUACAUUAUCUAUAUAUCUAUCAUUCCACACUACCACACAGAAACACCACACACACAUAUAUAAGUACACGCACAUCAAUGUAAGAAGCAUAAUUUCUGAAAAAAUUUACCAACUAGCAUUAAAUUUUAAUGGUAAAAACACGGUAUGAGCAAAAACCAACUAGCUGAAGCAAACUACUAAAACCACACUUGAUACAACAAUGAACAAGAAUCGAAUCAAAUCGAAACGCGAGACAUAAAAGGCAACGCAAAUUAGAAUUGAAAUAAAUAUGCAAAUUUGGAAAAAACAUAUGCUACAUUAGACACAAGAGUAUGUAAAUUGACGAAACGUUCAAUAAACGAAAGCGAAAAAUA